CUCCUGGCGCAUAAUGGGGAAUUUUGCCUGUCCGGGCUUUUUCGCCGGCGGAGUCCACAGCAAAUACGAGAUGGGGAAACGCCUUGGUGUUGGUCGUUUUGGGGAGGUCUGAAUGCAACGAGAGAGCUUACAACAAACGAUGAUUUAUGUGUGUCGGUAGGUCGUCGAGGUGUGGGAUAGAAAGGAUCCAACGAAAAAAUAUGCCAUGAAAGUGCGCAAGAGGGGAGCGCUUCAAUGGACACAUGGGAUUCAGUUUCUGUUUCAGAUGUCUCCUCCCAUUGAUGAGACAAUGCGGGAACGACUCAGGACUGAAGUGCGGAUCAUGCAGCAUCUCGGUCGGCAUCGCGGCCUCGUCAGCCUUAUCGACUAUGAGGAAACAGCAAACGGGAGCUUCAAAUUGGUGCUAGACUUGUAAGUGAAUACAUGGAAGGACUCACCACGGGUUCACACGAUUUCGAGAUAUGCCGGCGCGUACACCAGGUGCGAGGGCGGAGAGCUGUACGACCGGAUUCACAAGAAAGGCUGCUAUUCCGAGCGUGAAGCCAAAAUAGUCCUCGGACACUUGGUACACGAACGAAGGAAUCAAGUACACUCAAUCGCUGUACACUCAAUCGCUGUGAGCUUCUCUGCAGCUUGAAACCAUUUCCUUCAUGCACAGCAGAGGCGUAAUGCACAGAGACCUGAAGGUGGGUUGGAAUUCGGAGUUCUUUUAUUCCGACUCGUCUCGCUUUGUCCGUCUAUUAGCCUGAGAACAUUUUGCUGACAAGCAGAGAGAGCGAUGUGGAUGUGAAGAUAUCGGACCUAGGACUAGCCAAGAUCAGGUGCCCAGGAAUAGCCAUUACACUCGUGCAAUAGAGUACGUAAUCGUCGUUCCUUCGCAGCGACUCGGGUAGCUUCCCAAGAGCGAAGUCCAUCUGCGGGUCAGAUUACUAUCUCGCUCCAGAAGUCAUCGAGCAGCAAGAGUACGGGAAAGAGGUACAGGCAAGAAAUACGAGCGGCAAAGCAAAGAAUUAAUUGCCCUCUUUCAGAUUGAUAUAUGGGCUCUUGGUGUCGUGACAUAUGUGCUGCUCUCCGGAUCGCUUCCCUUCUUUCACAACCGACACCUGCACAAGCUGUAUCGGCAGAUCGUGGAACGGGACAUCAGGUACCUGGCUCAUACACCAAGAAGCAAUGGCGACCCGAUAUCGACGCGGCCUUUUAAUCAACUGCUCCUUGCAGUUUCCCGUCUUCUCAGUGGGGUAAUGUGUCCAAGGGCGCACAAGAUUUCAUCCUACGCAUGCUGCAUGUCCAGCCGGAGAUGAGAAUGACGGUCAGAACAGGAAAAUCGCAGUGACUGUAUCCAGGUCCCCUCUCCCUGCUGUUUUCUCUCAGGCAGAGCAGGCUCUCCAGCAUCCAUGGCUCCGGGGUGUGCCCUCACCCUUCGCGACACUGCCUCCCAAAAGCGUCUCAGACGACACCGAGUCACGAUGCGCUCAUGCAGUCACGGUUGCUCGUGAUGGAGAUAAUGAGCUGAAAGCAUUGUCUACUAGCUCAUCGGCCGUGGAACGUUCCAGCGGAUACGAAGGUUCGUGUGACCAAGAACUCAAUUGAGUGAAUAAAGGCUACCUGUUUUCUCAGGCUCGUCCGUCGUGGAGCAGGCACACACUCAUCCAGUGAUACGGAACAUGCAGACGCCUCCAACAUUCGACGAAUCACAUCGCAGCUCGCAUGCCUGCCCUUCCGACCAAGGCAACAACUCUGGCAGUCUGCUCAGCUGUAUUCUGCCUGUAGUGAGCUCACUCGCCACAGAGACCGGCCGACAUAUCGAUGCCCUUUUUGUCGACACGUCACACACUCACACUUGCAGACUUCCAGUAUAGAGGCCGCAGAAAAUCCAGUAUAGAGGCCGCAGAAAAUCAUGACAAAUUCGGAACCUCUCAUGAUUUUAAUAUCAAUAUCAG
Molecule: messenger RNA, 1940 nt
Organism: Vitrella brassicaformis
Lineage: Eukaryota; Vitrellaceae
Source: the annotation of a GenBank genome assembly